Culicoides brevitarsis is the source of this 791-nucleotide messenger RNA. It is a transcript of the gene mRpL22, whose product is annotated as large ribosomal subunit protein uL22m. The coding region runs from base 75 to 713 and encodes 212 amino acids. The record is from RefSeq and is a predicted model, not a curated record. Gene Ontology annotation, molecular function: structural constituent of ribosome. Lineage: Eukaryota; Metazoa; Arthropoda; Insecta; Diptera; Ceratopogonidae. Gene Ontology annotation, biological process: translation. Gene Ontology annotation, cellular component: ribosome; mitochondrial large ribosomal subunit. The transcript is spliced from 2 exons.
AGGCACAAUUUGCACGCAUGCAAGGCAUGCCUACAUAAUAAAUAUCACUCGUUACGAGAAAAUUGCUAUUCAUUAUGAAUCUGCUGAUAAAUAAUCUUAGAAGUACUUUAUGCGGAUGUGAUACAAUCCUAUUGAGAUCCUUUAAUAUCGGAACAGUGUCUUCACUUUUUCACACGUCGUCAGCUAAUUUUGGAUUUCAUAAAGGUCCAAGGAAAUUUUUGGAACAUAACAAGACAAUUUUUCCACCACAACGACAUGACGAGGAGCCUCGCAAAGCGUAUGUGUGUCAUGUAAAAACAAACAUCCGAUAUAGCCCCGAUAAAAUGUGGUACAUUGCAUCUUUUGUUCGAGGAAAGUCUGUCGAAGAGGCUAUCAAACAACUAAACUUUGUGUUAAAAAAAGGUGCAGCAGCAGUUAAAGAAGCAAUACUUGAAGCACAAGAAAUGGCGGUGAAAAAUCACAAUGUAGAAUACAAAACCAACCUUUGGGUAGCGGAAUCUUUUACUACAAAGGGAAAAUAUUUUCACGGUAUACGGAGACAUGCUCGCAUGAGGGUUGGUCGAGUACAAUACAAGCACUGUCAUUAUUUUGUUCGCCUAGAGGAAGGUUCGCCACCAGAGGACUAUUAUCAAAAAGCUCUUCCUCCUCCCAAGGAACGAUUAGAACAAUGGAUCGAAAAAAUGAGAAAACGAAAAAUUACAAACUCAUUGUAAAAGUAACACCUACAAGAGUAAAAUAGCAAAUAAUACAAAACAUUUAGUUUUUUUAUUGAAUAAAGAACAAAAAGGUUA